Messenger RNA from Capsicum annuum, 591 nucleotides. Its product is annotated as secreted RxLR effector protein 161-like. The record is from RefSeq and is a predicted model, not a curated record. The transcript has 3 exons. Bases 1 to 591 code for a protein of 196 amino acids. NCBI's taxonomy places the organism in Eukaryota, Viridiplantae, Streptophyta, Magnoliopsida, Solanales, Solanaceae.
AUGGAGAAUUCAGAUUGGUGCAAACAGAUCAAAUUCCAUCUUGGGGUUUUAGAUCUUGAUGUUGCACUUUACUUUGAAAAGCCAACUGUUAUUACUGAAGCUAGCAGUGAUGAAGAAAAGUCCUAUUAUAAGUACUGGGAUCGGUCUAACAGAUUAGGCCUAAUGUUCAUGCGAAUGAAUAUUGCGGGCAAUAUUAAGACUACUCUUCCCAAAACUGAAAGUGCAAAAGAACUUCUGAAAAUUGUGGAAGAGUCUUUCCAAACUGCUGAUAAGUCUCUUGCUGGGACACUAAUGGUUGGGAGUCUUAUGUAUGCCCAAAUAUGUACAAGACCAGACAUCAGUUUUGCUGUUGGAAUGCUGGGUCGAUAUCAAAGUAAUCCUGGAAUGGAUCACUGGAAGGCUGCAAAGAAAGUGUUGCGAUACUUACAAGAAACGAAAGAUCAUAUGCUCACUUAUAGAAGAUCUGAUAAUCUAGAUGCGAUUGGAUAUUUAGAUUCAAAUUAUGCUGAUUGUGUGGAUACAAGAAAAUCUACAUUUGGAUAUUUGUUUCUGUUAGGUGGAGGAUCAAUAUCAUGGAAGAGUGCAAAGUAG